This is a messenger RNA of Calypte anna (Anna's hummingbird), 3619 nucleotides long. RefSeq names its product NFKB inhibitor zeta (gene NFKBIZ). The record is from RefSeq and is a predicted model, not a curated record. Gene Ontology annotation, biological process: regulation of gene expression. The transcript has 12 exons. The coding region runs from base 61 to 2157 and encodes 698 amino acids. Lineage: Eukaryota; Metazoa; Chordata; Aves; Apodiformes; Trochilidae. Gene Ontology annotation, molecular function: POU domain binding; DNA binding. Gene Ontology annotation, cellular component: nucleus.
CCCGCUCGCGCUCCGCCGCUCGUCGCCUCCCGCCGCCGCCCGCCGCCCCGCGGCACCGCCAUGAUCGUGGAGAGCAGCCGAGACGCGGCGCCCGAUGGCGGGGACGGCGGCGCCCUCAGCAGCCCCAUUAACCUCGCCUAUUUCUACGGGGCCUCGCCCCACUCCAGCGAGGGCAGCUGCUCGCCGGCUCACUCUGCCCCGGGCUCACCGGGCUCCGACUCAGACCUCUCGGUGAGCAGCCGCGGCGGCGGCCGGAGGGACCCCCGGGGCAGUGCCCGCCCCGCGCUGCAAGUUGAGCAACACAUGGGGGGCGGAAAGCAACACCGAGGACCUUUCCAGGGGGUCCGUGUGAAGAACUCUGUGAAAGAGCUCCUGCUGCACUUCAGGAGCAGCAAGCAGAUGUCCUCGGGCCCCACCACGGAGGAAGGCAAGGCACAAGGAGGAUUGGUGAACUACGAGCCAUAUGCAGAGCUGAAGAACAUACUGGGUCACAGUGGAAAAAGAAAGGCUUCUGAGCUUGUUUCUGAUGGACCUUCUUUCAAACGCCAAGCUAAUGUUCACCCACACCUCCUGACACCACCCCAGACACCGACUUCUAUGGAUAACAUGGAGGAGACACAUAAAAACGACCCGAAGCAUGACAGCAAUUCCGAUCUUCUUCAGAACAUUAUAAACAUCAAGAACGAGUCAAGCCCUGUUUCUCUGAACACAGUGCAGGUUAGCUGGUUGCACACUGUCUCCAGUCACAGCUCACCUGGUGAGCAGUACCAGGAUAGCCCAGGAACACAGGCUUUCUCCCCAUCCCAGAAGUACCCGGCGUUCCAAGAUCACACCUCCCAGCAUGUGCUUGACCCGCCUCAGCAUUACCAGUUCCCUCCAUCUCAGAACCAGGAUUUGUCACAGAGCUACCCUUCGGACCCCUCCCUGGAGUACAGGCCGUUUGCUGCCAAUGACCAGUCUCCUGGCUACCAGCAGAAUACCUUUGAGAGCCACGAACUGCAGUACUGCCCGUCGCAGAGCUUCUCCUCACUCUUGAAUGACUCUGAAGGUUCAGAGGGCCUCUCUGCUCCCCUCCAGCCUCUAACCAGUGCCCAUCCCCAGGCUGAUGUUAGCACCCAUGCUCCCAACUUCAACUUGCUUUCCAAUAACAUCUGUGGUAGUCUGGAGCGCAGCAUCUCUUUGGCUCAUUUGAAUGUCUCUCUCCCUGACCAAAACAUUGCCAGAAGCACAACCCAGCUGGGCAAGUCGUUUUUUCAAUGGCAAGUGGAGCAGGAGGAAAACAAACUGGCAAACAUCUCUCAAGACCAGUUCCUUGCAAAAGAUUCGGACGGAGACACCUUCCUUCACAUCGCAGUUGCCCAGGGCCGCCGAGCUCUCUCGUAUGUUCUGGCGAGGAAGAUGGCAGCUCUGCACAUGCUGGAUAUUAAAGAGCACAACGGCCAGAGUGCUUUCCAGGUUGCUGUGGCUGCCAAUCAGCAUCUCAUUGUGCAGGACUUGGUUAGCUUGGGGGCUCAAGUCAACACCACAGACUGCUGGGGCAGAACACCAUUGCAUGUUUGUGCUGAGAAGGGGCAUGCUCAGGUCCUUCAGGCAAUCCAAAAGGGAGCCAUGGGAAGCAAUCAGUAUGUGGACCUUGAGGCAACAAACUAUGAUGGUUUGACAGCAUUGCACUGUGCUGUUCUGGCUCAUAAUGCUGUGCUUCAUGAGCUGCAAAACAGUCGGCCACCUCAUUCCCCUGAGGUCCAGGAGCUUCUACUGAGAAACAAGAGCCUAGUAGAAACUAUCAAGACUCUAAUACAAAUGGGAGCAUCUGUUGAAGCAAAGGAUCGCAAAAGCGGUCGCUCAGCUUUACACUUGGCAGCAGAAGAAGCGAACCUGGAGCUCAUCCGUCUCUUUUUGGAGCUGCCCAACUGCCUCUCUUUUGUCAAUGCAAAGGCUUACAAUGGCAACACAGCCCUGCACGUGGCUGCCAGCCUGCAGUAUCGGGUCAGCCAGCUGGAUGCUGUGCGCCUCCUCAUGCGAAAGGGAGCUGAUCCAAGUGCCAGAAACUUGGAGAAUGAGCAGCCAGUUCAUCUGGUUCCUGAUGGCCUUGUAGGAGAACAGAUAAGACGUAUCCUAAAAGGGAAGGCGGUUCAGCAGAGAAUGUCGCCGUUUUAAGCUCCAUGUUUCUUGGAGUUCAGCAACUCACACUCACUGUCAGUCAGGCAGUCCUAAUGUAUCUGUAAAUAGACCAUUUGUCUGGUGAGGGCAAAUGUUAGUUGUUUCUAUGAAACAAAAGUGUUUUGUUCACUAUCAUAUAGUGGGUUAUAGAAGAGAAAACAAAAACAAAAACCAAACCCAACAAUCAAAUUCCUCUGAGCAAAAAAGAAUGUUUUACUCUGCCAGGCAUGUGGAACAAUUGCCUGGUUAUACCUGGAUUUCAUAGCUACACCAAGACUGAUUUUAUUUCAACAGCCAUACAGAUAACUUCUGGGCAAGGACUAUUCUACAGGAAAUUCUUUUGUUUAGAGGGGGCUGAGAAGUGUCAACAUUGCAGAGUUUGUUGUUGUGUUUUUAAUAACACUUAAAUAUUAAGUGCAAGAGAAAUAUUUUUUAAGUUGAACAUUUAUUUAUGUAACUUAGUAGCUUCCUUUCCAGUAUCUUGUGCAAGAUUGUAUAUAGUCACUGGCAUUAUUGUACAGCUGUAUAGUCCUAAAUCUAUUGAUUGCUUGGGGAAUGAACUGAAGAAAUGAGUUCCUUGAUUUUGAAGUUGCAAAUUGCAUAUAGCAUUUUAAUACUAUACUGGUGCAAGUCGGGUAAAUUCUGGUUUGAAAGACUGAAGACAAAAUUGUCGAGUUAAGAGCGAUAGUUCCUAGCACUGUGUGUGUGCUUUUGGAGUUAUUAAAGCAUGAAAAGCCAUGCUGCUCCAGCACUGUAUCAGUUUUUCUCAUACCCAGUAGAGGUGUUUUCUUUUGAUGGGACAAUAGAUGGAGGGGGAAAGAUCAUAGCUUUUAUAGUGUAUAUACUGUGGUACUUUUAAGAAAUAUGAUCCUGAUUCAGUGAAAGUAUUUAGCAUGUACUUAACUGUGGAUGCAUGCUGAUAUCUCUCCGUGUUAAAUAUAAUACUUCAAUAUGUGUUAGCCUCACUAGUGUCAGUAAGACUUAAGCACAUGCAUAAGUAGUUUGCUGAAUUGGGCUCUAGUCAGUUCUAGAGACUUAAUGUGUUUUCACCUCCUAAGCUGAGUUAGUCCAUUUAUGGUUUUACCUUAUAGGUAUAGUGGCUAGCCAAGUAAUAUCUGAAGUUAUUUUUUUUCUGGUUUUUAAUAAUUAUGGGUAUUAAUGCAGAAUGCAUACUAAUGAUGCUGUAUACUUGUGUUCUAUUGGAGAAAAUGUCCUCCUCUGAUCACUUUCUGAAUGAUCCAUGCUGAGCUGUAAUGCAGUAAUAUGUUCUCUGUUAUGGUCUUUGAUCUUAAUGUUUCUGCAUCACAUGCAAUUCUUUGCCAUAACCAUUAGUCUAACUGUGCUGUUUUGACAAAGUAUGUCUUGUAGACAAGAUAAGUGAAAAAAGUCUAUGUGGAGGCCUAGUUGCAGUGUAUUUCUUGAAGGGUCUCAUGUAACUUGUGUUUGAAUAAACAUGCUA